Messenger RNA from Nymphaea colorata (pocket water lily), 2672 nucleotides. Its product is annotated as transmembrane E3 ubiquitin-protein ligase FLY1-like. The record is from RefSeq and is a predicted model, not a curated record. Gene Ontology annotation, molecular function: zinc ion binding. The transcript has 14 exons. Bases 355 to 2097 code for a protein of 580 amino acids. NCBI's taxonomy places the organism in Eukaryota, Viridiplantae, Streptophyta, Magnoliopsida, Nymphaeales, Nymphaeaceae.
UUCUUCCAUUUCUUUUUCGUCAAUCCAUUGCUGGAAUCACUUCUCAGUCUAUUUGUUUUCUCGAGAGAAUCCGCGGAUUCGACAUGUCGGUGAUUGAUGUUGCGUUUCUUUUAUAGCUAUUGAUUUGGCUUUUCGAUUGAGAAAAGAAGGGGUUGGUUGGACCUUCACGGUCACCAAAUUUCAUCCGUGUAUCUGUUGGUGCUGGUUGACCUCGUCUGAAGCAACCGAUCGGCACCUUCAGCGCUUGUACAAACGAGAAAAUAGUUGUGGGCAUUGCUUAUUUCUCCUUGUUGAACCACCAGUUGAAGGUUAGCGGGGUAACCAUGAAGUUUCUGGCGGAUCUCUGAUUUGGGCAUGCCGGAGAGAGGGACUAAAAUGGUUAAAAAUUCGGCAAACGAGGAGUCUGCUCCCAGAAGAUGUCGUGUGCGCAUCACCAAGUUUGUGGUUCUCAUCUCCUUCAUCUUCAAUCUGUUUUCGCCGUUGUUAGGCCUUAGGCCUCUCAGGGAGAUGGAUGGUUCCCAUCGUGGACAGGCAAGCUCUCGUCUGAUUCAGAACAUCAUCGGAAGUGAUGAUACAGAGCUGGGUCCUUAUUCUGCUUGGAACAUAACUGGAACAUACAAAGGUACAUGGGGAUUUGUGCAAUCUAACAAAAGUUCUAGUAGGUUUGCAGAUUUUCAGAGGCCCCAUGGUUUUUUUCUCUUUGAGUUAGUGAGUUCUUUGACAAAGAUCACUGGUGUGCAUUAUAUUCAUGGCUACCUUAUGAUCCAGGAUGUAUCAGAUAAUGAGCAUGAUCUUGGUAAUAUUCAACUAAAAGUCGAAGGUGUGUACAUAUGGCCCUUUAGGCAACUGCGCCUUAUAGCUAAUAGUGGGACAGAGGAGAUGAGUCAAGAAGACGACCUUUUUCCUUCCAGUCCAUAUCAUCUUCUUGGUGCUUUUUCAUCUCAGCUUUUGCAAUCAACUCCACAUUACUAUAUGAGGCGAGCCAAAGAUUCCGUUGUUGAUGAUAUCUCAAAGCAUUGUAAUUUGCAAAUUGCUGCACAAAUAUCACGAAUCUCAACCAGCCAGAAUGAUGGAGUUCAUGUGGACUACCAUAUGGAAGGCUUGGUAGAUAGUCCUUCGGUGGAUGAUGAUGGAGAAUGUCUUUCACCAAUUAUACUAAAUGCUACCUCAAUCAACACAGAUGUCUAUUACAAUAAAGCUGUUAACUAUACAUUGAUGGUCACCUUUGUAUCUUUUCUUCAAGUUCUUUUGUUGAUUCGUCAAAUGGAGCACAGUAGUACUCAAUCUGGUGCAGCCAAAGUCUCACUUUUAAUGAUAGGGCAACAAGCUAUUAUGGAUGCAUACCUAUGUCUGCUACAUUUAACUGCAGGCAUCCUUGUUGAAUCACUUUUCAAUGCAUUUGCCACAGCAGCCUUUUUCAAAUUUGUGGUUUUUGCAAUAUUUGAAAUGAGGUAUCUUCUUGCAAUUUGGAAGGCAAGUAGAUCCAUGAACUCAAAUGAGGGAUGGGAAACAAUGAGACGUGAUCUGUCCACCCUAUAUAGCCGUUUCUAUGGCAUUCUCUUGGGAGGCAUCGUAGUAAUGUAUGAGAUGCAUAAUUUCUUGCGCCCGCUUUUGUUAGUUUUAUAUUCAUUUUGGAUUCCUCAAAUAGUGACUAAUGUCAUAAAGGAUACUCGGAAACCUCUCCAUCCUUACUACAUAUUGGGGAUCACUGUGACACGUUUGGCCAUUCCAUUAUAUAUUUUUGGUUGCCCAAACAACUUCAUGCGAAUUGAUACUGACUGGAAUUGGUGUUUGUGUCUCAUGAUAUUUGUGGGAGUUCAAGCUAUCAUUCUUCUCCUUCAACACUAUUUGGGAUCUCGAUGGUUCAUUCCUCGUCAGAUUCUACCUGAGAAAUAUAACUAUCACAGGAAGAUUGAGCAAAGCACAAAUCAUGCUAGUGAUUGCGUCAUCUGCAUGACUGCAAUUGAUCUGUCGCAGCAUUCUGAUGACUUCAUGGUGACACCAUGUGAACAUCUUUUCCACUCUGGUUGCUUGCAAAGAUGGAUGGACAUAAAGAUGGAAUGCCCGACUUGCCGGCGUCCCCUGCCUCCUGUUUAGGAACUCCUAUUGGUCUUGUAUACUACAACAUAUUGACAUCACACUUCCAUCAUAAUGCAAAUUGGGUCUGGUGAAUCAUGAUUAUAUUCUUAGUGUUUUUUCCUUUUUUUAUAGUUUGAUUUCAGAUGGUUCUCGUCCAUAUUUAAAAUAAAAUUGUUAUACAUAAUUAAUUUCAGGUUUUCAGUGUAGGAUGCCAAACUGUAAAUUCCCUGUAGAUGAAUUGUCUGGCCAUUAAGUCCAGAGGCAUGAGCCAGAAAUGCUGCAUAGUCAUCAACAAUCUGGAGACUACAUUGCAUAUUUUCCACAUUGUUGUAAUUUAAUUAACAUUUUGCUUGCUGUCAACUCUUUUCGGUGGCUUUUGCAGGCAAUGUUUGCAUUCUUUUGGAUCUGAAUGUCAAAGACUGCUUUGUAUAAUUUCAAUAAUGUUGUAAUCUGAAAAUAUUUCUCUUCCUCCAACAGCUUCGCAGUAGCUGUUCAACAAUGCUCGUGUUGUUUGGGAUCUGAGUAUGACUGUGCGAAAAUUCUGUAUGCAUGAGACUUUAAUUAUACGUAAAGACAAUACAUUCUUCCUUUUC